CUCUACUGCUGGAUGAGACCUUUAAAAUGUUUUUCAUCUUCUUGCUGUAGCUUUGGGGUUCCGUUUUUUCUUUCUUUUUUUUUUUUGAAAGAAAAAAUAUUUUGGUUAUCGCGCCGACUUAAUUUCUUCUCUUUUUUUUGUUUUAAUUUAUCCUUCAGUAUUUUUCCCCUCCUCCUCCUCUUCUCCGAUGAACCUCUUCUCGGUUUGCACUUUGCAUGAAAAAGAUCAGAGGAAAGACAUCAUGAAGUGUUAAAAAAUAAUCAUAAAGCCACCUUUGCAGCAACAACAACUAACAAUUCAAGCUGCAAUUUGCCAAGCUGCAAAAGAGAGAACCAACCUUUAUGCAAAAGGCGAAUAGACAGAGCAACCCGCUCUGAUGCAUCAUCAAUACUAUUGGCUCUGCAAAGGAUAAUAAAGAGAGAGAGAGAGAAACAGUCGGUGCAAAUUGGAGCGAAGGUUGCAAGGGGCUGGUGGAGAGAAAGAAGGAAAAUAGAUAUUGCAAAUAAUCAAGCUGGCUCACCCGGUUGCAACUCAGAGCAGUCCCCUCGCUCCUGGUGCGCACCCUUUCUGGAGGACUGUCAGCAGCAAAAGGAUGGCAUCAGAACUGGCAAUGAGCAACUCCGACCUGCCCACCAGUCCCCUGGCCAUGGAAUAUGUUAAUGACUUCGAUCUGAUGAAGUUUGAAGUGAAAAAGGAGCCGGUGGAGACCGAUCGCAUUAUCAGCCAGUGCGGCCGCUUGAUCGCUGGGGGAUCGCUCUCUUCCACCCCGAUGAGCACGCCCUGCAGCUCGGUGCCCCCUUCCCCGAGCUUCUCGGCGCCCAGCCCGGGCUCUGGCACGGACCAGAAGACCCACCUGGAAGAUUAUUACUGGAUGACCGGCUACCCGCAGCAGCUCAACCCAGAGGCGUUGGGAUUCAGCCCCGAAGACGCGGUGGAAGCGCUGAUCAACAGCAGCCACCACCAGCUCCAGAGCAGCUUCGAUGGCUAUGCUAGAGGGCAGCAGCUGGCCGCCGCGGCGGCCGGCACUGGGGGCUCCAUGCCCGGGGAAGAGAUGGGCUCCGCCGCCGCCGUGGUCUCCGCAGUGAUCGCUGCAGCCGCGGCUCAGAACGGGGCACCCCACUACCACCACCAUCACCACCCGGCUGGGCACCACCACCACCAGCAGCCGGGCAGCGUGCAGUCCAGCAGCAGUAGCAGCAGCAGCAGCAGCACCGGGGGAGGAGGUGGUGGAGGGGGUCUGCACCACCAGCACCACAGCAGCAGCCUGCAUUUCGACGACCGCUUCUCGGAUGAGCAGCUGGUGACCAUGUCGGUGAGGGAGCUGAACAGGCAGCUCCGAGGGGUGAGCAAGGAAGAGGUGAUCCGGCUGAAACAGAAGAGGAGGACCCUCAAAAACAGAGGCUAUGCCCAGUCCUGUCGCUUCAAGCGGGUCCAGCAAAGGCACGUCCUGGAGUCAGAGAAGAACCAGCUGCUGCAGCAAGUAGAGCACCUAAAGCAAGAGAUCUCCAGGCUGGUCCGGGAGAGGGACGCCUACAAGGAAAAAUAUGAGAAGCUGGUCAGCAAUGGCUUCAGAGAAAACGGAUCCAGCAGCGACAACCCUUCCUCUCCAGAGUUUUUCAUGUACCCAAGAGAAUCUUCUACAUCGGUGAUGUGAAAAUGCCUGUUGCCUGAAGUUAAAAAAAAAAAAGAAAGAAAAAUGAUGCUGGAAUGCUGAUGGCUUAAGACAACUUUUUGGCAUGA
Chelonoidis abingdonii (Abingdon island giant tortoise) is the source of this 1740-nucleotide messenger RNA. It is a transcript of the gene MAF, whose product is annotated as MAF bZIP transcription factor. Gene Ontology annotation, molecular function: DNA-binding transcription factor activity, RNA polymerase II-specific; RNA polymerase II cis-regulatory region sequence-specific DNA binding. Gene Ontology annotation, cellular component: nucleus. The record is from RefSeq and is a predicted model, not a curated record. Gene Ontology annotation, biological process: regulation of transcription by RNA polymerase II. NCBI's taxonomy places the organism in Eukaryota, Metazoa, Chordata, Testudines, Testudinidae.